Molecule: messenger RNA, 2314 nt
Organism: Cryptococcus amylolentus CBS 6039
Lineage: Eukaryota; Fungi; Basidiomycota; Tremellomycetes; Tremellales; Cryptococcaceae
Exons: 5
Coding region: 334-2004 (556 amino acids)
Biological process (GO): regulation of transcription by RNA polymerase II
Molecular function (GO): RNA polymerase II cis-regulatory region sequence-specific DNA binding; DNA-binding transcription factor activity, RNA polymerase II-specific
Source: RefSeq, a predicted model, not a curated record
CCUCUCUUUCAUCAUCUCCUCCUUUCCAGCCUCUGACGCAGAUUCCAGCAAACAGCCGGGUCCCACUCACCCAACCAAGUCAAACCACCGCGCUUUUUACAUUUUUAAACCCCGCCUGUAGCCCUACCUGCAGUCUUACCCGCUGCUGUUGUAAACAAUACCACCCCAGACACUCUAGUCUACCCAACCAAUCCACAAAACGGGUAGCCCUCGACUCACCUCGACCCGCCCGACUCGCUACUCUUUCUCCUUCUCCACCCAACCCUCUACGCGGUCGUCUACGCGUGCUUACUCAGCAACUCCACAAAGGUCCGCCACAACACUUUCAGUACGAUGGCCGCCGUCGCCCAAGCACCGUCUGCGAUCCCGCAACCAUCCAUAGACAGUGCCCCCCGUCCAUCGUCCGCCGCGUCGAAUCCACAGCAAAAGGAGACUGCACCUGCAUCCAGCGACAAUAAAGAGCCGGCUGCUGUCACCGUCAAGGAGCCCACCCCUGUUGACGAGCCCGCCGAGAAGGACGCUCCUGCCAAAGAGGACGACCCCCAGAGACCGCCCAUCCGACCACAAGGCGUCCGCUCCCGAUUCGACCAAGAACCCAACCCCUUCGAACAGUCCUUCUCCCACCCCGCGCCCGACGACAACACCCCCCCAAGAGGCACCGACGCCACAUCCACCCGCCACAACGCGCUGCCCCCGCUCUCAUCCCUCACCAGCCCCGCCGCGGCCGACCCCACCCAGUUCCCCUGGCUCGCCAACCAGUCCCUUCGCGCCGGCCCUCUGAGCCCUGCUAUGCUCACCGGCCCCCAGGGGCAGAACCAACCGAACACCCAGCGCCCUGCCGACGAGUCCAACCAGCCUUCCGAAGGCGCUUUCGAGCAGGGUUCGUUCCGUACCGGGUUCACGCCUGGUACAGGGACAGGCUUCACCCCGGGGUACAACUCAUUCAUCAACUCGUCCCUCAGCUCUCUCCCCAUCCCUUCGCCAAACACCGCCGCAUUCUUGAAUUCCAUCACCAACGUCACCCCUCUCGGGGAAGGUUCCGAAGUCGCCCAAGCCGCCCAAGCUGCUGCAGCUUCCACCACCAACCCCACGCACGACCACCCCCAUCCCCCGUCCGCCAUCCCGCCGCAUAUGCAACAACACGCUCCGCCCCAUCACCCCGCACACCACUCCACCCCUCCGAACCACCCCUCCCAGCCGCCGGGGGUGCAAGAGACUAUCACGCCGAAUACCCUCAACGCCCUGUCUGGCGUAUUCGGCGACAUGUCCCGCGCUCCACCCGGCGGACAUGGCCAACCGCCCCCGGGCUUCUUCCCCGCGCCAAUCCCGGGCCAGGGGCAUCCGGGCCAACCGGGUAUGCCGCCCUAUGUCGACUACGCACAGCACAACGCCAACGCAGCAUCCCAAGCCGCGAACGGUCUGUUCCUCCUCAGCCAAGCGCACCAAGAACUGUCAAAGCGGGAAGAAGCCGAGGGCUCCCACUCCCCCGUUGGCGCCAACAACAAUCGCCGGGGAGGCAGGGCGGUAUCGCAGACUGCGCCGGGGAGUAUUGCGGGGCAGAAGAGGAAGCCUGAGGCGGCGCCGGCGACAAACGGGAAUGGGAAUGGGAAGGCGAAGAAGGGGAAGAAGGGAGGGAAGGCGCAGGUUGUGGAGAAGGAGACGGCGAGUGAGGAUUCGGAUGAUGGGGGGAGUCAGGGACGGGGUGGGGAGGGGGCCAAGUUUGAGACGGAGGAGGAUAAGAGGAAGAACUUUUUAGAACGAAACAGACAAGCCGCGCUCAAAUGCCGUCAACGCAAAAAGGCCUGGCUCAACGAGCUCCAAUCCAAAGUCGAAACCCUCACCAUCGACAACGAGCGCCUGCAACAGACUGUGCAGCAGAUGCAUGAGGAGGUGGGGCGGCUGACGGCGAUAUUGAUGCAGCAUCGGGAUUGUGGGUUGGGGAUGCCGACGGGCUUUGGGGGACAUCCGGGGGGGCAUGGGCAUGUGGGGGGGAGGUUGCGUUAGAGCUUCUCUUCUUCUUUUGCCUUCUCUUUUUCUGUCCUCCUGUCGUCUGGUCUGUUAUACUCUCGCGUUCUGCAACACAACUAUAGUCUAUCCUCGUCCACCAAAAAGUCUGUAUCGCUUCUUUCCCCUCUCGUCUCCUCUUCUCGCUUCUUAUAUAUCUAUCCUCUCGACCGUUUUUGAGAUCUAAAACAAAGAGUGUGAUAAUGCCUGUAACUCCGUAGCUGUGGUCUUUCUUUUUUCUCUUCUCUUCUUUUCUUUUCUUUAGGUUGUGGUUGACUUUGAUCUUAUGCAUUCUCUAGAAUCCUUCUGA